CGCCCCUUGGCCUCCACCGAGGGUGGGCGGAUGAGUAAUGCAUCCAGGAAGCCUGGAGGCCUGCGGUUUCCGCACCACUGCCGCCCCCGCCCCUCGCGUGGACAUUUAUCCCCCGCUGCUCAGGCCCUGCCGCCAUCGCCGCAGACCCAGCGCCCCGAGAGAUACACCGCAGCACCCACCAUGGCACCCUUUGCGCCCCUGGCCUCCUGCAUCCUGUUGUUGCUGUGGCUGACAGCCCCCAGCAGGGCCUGUACCUGUGCCCCACCCCACCCGCAGACAGCCUUCUGCAGCUCCCAGAUGGUCAUCAGGGCCAAGUUCGUGGGGACCGCAGAAGUCAACCAGACUGACUUAAACCGGCGUUACGAGAUCAAGAUGACCAAGAUGUUCAAAGGGUUCAACGCCUUGGGGAAUGCCUCUGACAUCCGGUUCGUCGACACCCCCGCCCUGGAGAGCGUCUGCGGAUACGUGCACAGGUCCCAGAACCGCAGCGAGGAGUUUCUCGUCGCCGGAAACCUGCGGAACGGACACUUGCAGAUCAACGCCUGCAGUUUCGUGGCUCCCUGGAACAGUCUGAGUAGCGCCCAGCGCCGGGGCUUCACCAAGACCUAUGCUGCCGGCUGUGAGGAGUGCACAGUGUUUGCCUGCUCAUCCAUCCCCUGCAAACUGCGGAGUGACACUCAUUGCUUGUGGACGGACCAGUUCCUCACAGGCUCAGACAAGGGUUUCCAGAGCCGCCAUCUAGCCUGCCUGCCCAGAGAGCCGGGGCUGUGCGCCUGGCAGUCCCUGCGGCCCCGGAUGGCCUAAAUCCUACCCCCGGCGGAAGCUGAAGCCUGCACAGUGUUCACCCCACUUCCCGCUCCUGUCUUUCUUUAUCCCACGAGACAAUGAAAUAAAAGAACUACCAUCCAG
Messenger RNA from Odobenus rosmarus divergens (Pacific walrus), 909 nucleotides. It is a transcript of the gene TIMP1, whose product is annotated as TIMP metallopeptidase inhibitor 1. Gene Ontology annotation, molecular function: protease binding; metalloendopeptidase inhibitor activity. Bases 31 to 804 code for a protein of 257 amino acids. The transcript has 6 exons. NCBI's taxonomy places the organism in Eukaryota, Metazoa, Chordata, Mammalia, Carnivora, Odobenidae. Gene Ontology annotation, biological process: negative regulation of endopeptidase activity; negative regulation of membrane protein ectodomain proteolysis. Gene Ontology annotation, cellular component: extracellular matrix. The record is from RefSeq and is a predicted model, not a curated record.